GCUACGGGCAGUGAUACUAAUGAUUUUCUCUCGUUUGCUAAGAUGUCAAUACUGAACCUGGAUCUCAGAUUGCUAUCUAUCCAUAGCUAUUUCACGAAUUCGAAAGGGCAAAAGGUGAAAUGAUGCGUUCAAAAGUCAAUAAGGUUAAGACCAACAUUUCGAAAUUUCUUGUCUGUGCGACUUAUCGACACACCUAACUUUACUUUUCUUUCCUCGCUCUAAGUGCAAAUCCUGCCACCUUCUGGUGACAUACAGGCAACAACAACAAUACAACACGCAACUGUUUCGAACAGCGUUUAUUGCACGACAAAUCGACCAAUCUUAGGCCACACAAGUGGCAACUGAAACAAUAUAGUGUUGUUGACUCUACAACCGACCAAGAGAGAAGCGUCCAUUUAAAAAACACCACUUCAUUUGGGGUGGAAAACAUGUUUCUGAAGCUUGAAAUCUUUCAACGUAUGAAGUGCCAUGGCUCAAACCGAGCCGUGCACUCGCACACAUGCAGUUUGACCGAUUUACACAUCGCGUGCGAACUAACCGCUUCUCGUGACAGCGGAACAGAUGCUUCUCAGGCAAAUGCUGCCUUCACUGCAGGAAGUGUAACGCAGCAGCACGGCGCAUGCUCUGGUGCCUCUUCGACAAGCGGAGGAUGAAUUAUCCCCUGCUGUAAAACGCUCUGUGGGGAGGGGGGAUGGCGGGUGCUGAGGUCGCUGUGUCUUCAGGGGAUCUCACGACGGUGAAGGAAGAGGAAGGGGCAUCCAGUGGCAACAACCAUAAUACUCAAGUCAUCCUGCAUCUGCAGCCCGUCCGGCAUGGGGUAAAUGAUGACAUUGCUGACACUGGUACUACAGUCUUGGCCAUAGAGACACAUCAUGAAGACAGUAAAGCAGAAGGAGAGGAGAUAGAGUAUGGCUACCCCAUCACCUGUGGAGACAGCAGAGCGGUUCUACUGUUUAAGAAGUUUGUGUGCCCUGGAAUCAAUGUCAGAUGUGUCAAAUUCAAUGACCAGCUCAUCAGCCCAAAGCAGUUUGUACACCUGGCAGGGAAAGCCACUUUGAAGGACUGGAAAAGGGCCAUCAGACUGGGAGGGGUAAUGCUCAGGAAAAUGAUGGACUCCGGCCAGAUAGAUUUCUACCAGCAUGACACUGUGUGCAGCAACACCUGCCGCAGCACCAAAUUCGAUGUGCUGAUCAACAGCACGCGGCUUCCUCCAGGGACCUUAGUGCAGCCGAGCCCGUCAUGUCUGGCUCUCGACUCUCUUGGAGGACAGGUGCCUCCCCUGACAGGAGAGGAUGUACUUGAUGCAGUAGAAGUAGAAGAGCCUUUGGAGAAGUUCAGCGCAACAGCAGAGUGGAACCCUGGUCCAGCCCGGCCUGUAAAGCCCACAACAGCCAAUGGACAUGCUGCAAAGAGAAAGAGGGCUGAUACACCUGAUGGAGUAUUGAGCCUGUGGAAGGGUGUUGCAGACUCUGGGCUGAUGGGGGAGGUCCUGUCCGGUCUCCAGACUGAAUUAUUAGCCACUCUAAAAGGAGUGGAGGAUCGCAGUGAGAAGGCCAACCUGCAGGAGACAGAUGCCGUCAUACUUAAUUCCCUGUGUAAGAUGUUUGGGCUUUUAGACUCAGUGAAGCAAGCUCUGGACCUGAAGCGCAGCCAGGAUGAAGAGAACAAAACCCAUAACAAUGUUUUUGUGCUGAAUGAUAUUUUGGAGGACCGGAGGAAGCAGGGUUGUGAUAAAAGCACCUCCUACAAAAAUAAAUCCUUGAAACACCUACAACCUCAGUCUCACAACCCGUCAAACAACCAAACCCACAACUUGCUGUCCCCUGUCAAAACAAGCCCAGUGAUCCAGCCUCUCUCUGUUACCGGUUUAUCUGCUGCAUCUUACCUGUUACCUCUCACCAUCAACCCUCAGCCCUUCACCCAUUUCUCUGCCUCCGCUGGCCAGUGCCACCAUCACCGAGCUGGCAGGACAGACAGGGAGACCCUGGAGAGAGAUGAGCUCAGUGAGACAGGGAACCAGGAGAAGCUUUACAGGCUUGGACAGGAGAACAUGGACAGAGAGGACAUUUCAAGGAUCCACAAAGAGCCUGAGCAGAGGACUGUUAAGUUUCAAGAAGACUCUCACCUUAGAAGUGAGGAAGCAGAGGAGACAGAGGGCUUGCAUGACAUUGAAAAGGUGGUUAUAGGAAGAAAGGCAUCAAACAAAAAUAAAAGUAAGUUAGGAUGAGAGACGAUCCCAAAGCUGGACUAAGUGAGACCUGAAGACUAAAAGGGGAAAAGAUUCAAAAACGUUACUUAGUCAAACUUCUUGUAUGCUCAUAUUUAUACUGUGGUUACUUCAGUUGUGGUUACUGCAGCGGUGUUACAGGCGCAGAUUUGUUCUUGCAAUUAAGUUGUAAAUGACAUUCAAGAAGAGCAUUUUGGACAUGCUUUUCUAACUUUUCAACAAUUCAAAAUACAGUAGAGCUGAAAUGAUUAGUCGAUUCAUUGAUUAGUUGGCAACAAUUUUGAUAAUCGGUUUAUCGUUUAAGUCAUUUUCUAAGCACAAUUGCCCAACAUUCACUGGUCCCAGUUUCUCAAAUGUGAAUAUUUGCUGGUUUUCUUAGUCUUACUUUUGGGUUUUGGACUGUUGCUCGAACAAAGAUUGUAAUGUUUGGCAAUAUGAAGACGUCACUCUGGGCUCUGGGAAAUUGCAAUGGGCAUUUUUUACUAUUUUCUGAUAUUUGAGAGACCAGAAGCAAUCGAAACAAUAAUCAGAAGUUUAAUUGAUAAUAAAAAUAAUCUUUAUAUCAUAGCCCUAAUUGCUGUCAGAUGUCUGUAAAUAUAAUAUUUAGUUGUAUUUAUGAUCUUGAUAACAUUUUCUAACUUUUUCAUGUAUUUGUGACAAAUUUUUCCUCAUACUUUUAUAAUUAAUUUCUAAGACUAUUUGUAAUUGAAAAUAUGUAUUUAGUCGAAUUUGAUAUAAUUUGGAUUUUGUGACAUAUAUCUCACUCUGGCUUGUAUUUAGGCUUUUGUUAUAAUGCCUAAGACCUGCCAAAGAUCUAUGCACCAGACAAUCACUGUCUGAACAAUAGAUUAUUCUUAAUUUUUGACAGUGAAACAAUAUAUAAAUGAAGUGUUGUGAAUGUGA
Molecule: messenger RNA, 3130 nt
Organism: Siniperca chuatsi (mandarin fish)
Lineage: Eukaryota; Metazoa; Chordata; Actinopteri; Centrarchiformes; Sinipercidae
Product: glucocorticoid modulatory element-binding protein 1-like
Exons: 11
Coding region: 692-2227 (511 amino acids)
Biological process (GO): positive regulation of transcription by RNA polymerase II
Cellular component (GO): nucleus
Molecular function (GO): DNA-binding transcription activator activity, RNA polymerase II-specific; RNA polymerase II cis-regulatory region sequence-specific DNA binding
Source: RefSeq, a predicted model, not a curated record